Messenger RNA from Salvia hispanica, 520 nucleotides. Its product is annotated as non-specific lipid-transfer protein 2-like. Gene Ontology annotation, molecular function: lipid binding. The record is from RefSeq and is a predicted model, not a curated record. NCBI's taxonomy places the organism in Eukaryota, Viridiplantae, Streptophyta, Magnoliopsida, Lamiales, Lamiaceae. Gene Ontology annotation, biological process: lipid transport.
AAAAUUCUUGGUAUGAUGAAGUUGUUGUGCUCGGUUCUCAUCGCGGCCGCAUUUAUCGUUGCCAUUGCUUCGCCAAGUGAGGCUGCGAUCGGGUGUGGUGCAGUGGUUUCGUACCUCAAACCAUGCCUCCCCUACGUGACCGGGAAGGGUCCCCUAGGGGAAUGUUGUGGCGGCAUAAAUGGUCUCUAUGACUCUGCCAAGACGACGCCAGACAAGCAGAGCGUUUGCAACUGCCUGAAAUCCCUUGCCAGCUCAUACCCUGACGCCGACCUCGGCAAGGCCGCUGGCCUCCCCAGCCAAUGUGGUGUCAAUAUUCCGUACAAGAUUAGCCCUUCCACCGAUUGCUCUCAGGUGCAGUGAGCUUUGAUCACAUGAAGCAGAUUUGCGUUUUCUUCCGACUACAGAAUAACAAUGAAUAAAACAAGGCUUUAUAUAGCUUUUACUGAUUGUCCUCUUUAAUGUAUGUUUGAUAGCUAUGUUUUCUCAAGAAUAAUGGUAUUACUAUUUAUUUCCCUUACUA